AUGCCAAAAAAACAAAAAUCUUCUCCACCAGCAACACAAACUUCCGAAGUUAUUGAAGAAAAGGAAGUAACAUUAACUGCUGAUGAGUCAAAAGUAACAAAGGAGGAUAAAGAAAAUUUGGAAAUAACAGAAGAAUAUACAAUUAAUUAUUUAUCACUUGUUGAUCGAUAUAUGAAUAUUUAUAAAAAUGAUUUGAUACCAAAUAUUAAAAGUGGAUUUUUUGGUUUGUCUACAACCAGAUUGAAUAUGGGUGCUGAAUAUUUAGGAAUCGAGCAUAUUCCUAAUGAAGAUAUAUUAAAAUCAAAAAUUCAUUUGGAUUCACAAUCAUUGGAAAUUAUAGAUUUUGAUAAUGUUGCCAGCCAUUUUGAUAAAUCAUUAAAAGAAGAGGAUGAAGAAGAAAAUGGAAAAUCCAAACUCAGGAAUAGAAAAUCGAAAAAAGAAACAGAGGAAACUGAGGAAUCAAAUGGCUCCAAAUUGGAAGCUGACUAUGAAGAAAAUUUAAAAAAGAAGAAUCCUAUUUAUUGGUAUGGAACCAUUCAACUUUCAGAAGAUUUAGUUCAAGCUCAAUCAUAUUUUGUAAAUGCUCUCAAAUCUGCUCUAGAAUUAGGGAAAAUUGUAAAGGAGUUGAAUGAAUUGGAAGCAAAGAAAACUACCAUGUAA
This is a messenger RNA of Naegleria gruberi, 660 nucleotides long. RefSeq lists its product as uncharacterized. The transcript has a single exon. Gene Ontology annotation, biological process: vacuolar proton-transporting V-type ATPase complex assembly. NCBI's taxonomy places the organism in Eukaryota, Heterolobosea, Eutetramitea, Acrasida, Naegleriidae. Gene Ontology annotation, cellular component: Vma12-Vma22 assembly complex; extrinsic component of endoplasmic reticulum membrane. Bases 1 to 660 code for a protein of 219 amino acids. The record is from RefSeq and is a predicted model, not a curated record.